This is a messenger RNA of Strongylocentrotus purpuratus (purple sea urchin), 4552 nucleotides long. RefSeq lists its product as uncharacterized. NCBI's taxonomy places the organism in Eukaryota, Metazoa, Echinodermata, Echinoidea, Camarodonta, Strongylocentrotidae. The coding region runs from base 1022 to 3721 and encodes 899 amino acids. The transcript is spliced from 3 exons. The record is from RefSeq and is a predicted model, not a curated record.
CUUCCGCGGCGCGCGCGGCGGAUGUGAGCUCUUUAGAGCUCGCGUUUUCUCGAGGAUGUCUCCCAAAUUGAGUUAGCAAGGCACGGAUGUCAUAGCUCCCCUCCGUGUCCACCUCGAUUAGCGAUGGGAACAGCCCUCAAACAAGCCACAGAAGGGCCAGUAGAAGCAGCAGCAGCAGCAGCAGGCUACACUGAGUCAGUAGCAGGAGCGCCGUACAGGUGGGACUAACUGCAGAGAAAGUCAACAAUGAGGGAAAGUUCAGGAUGAAAAAACUUUGCCCGCCGUCUGCUACUGUUGUGUAUGUUUCCAGAUUGUGAUUUGUACUCUGGAGAUCUUAUGAGUUUACUUAUAAUCAAUGGAUUUGUUAUUGUGACAGUACCUUUUACAAACUCGGACACUGGAUUCAUAUUUCUGUUCACCCACAACACCAUUUCCGAGGACAACAAAAGAUAAUUUAUAACAAUUAAUCGAAACUAUUUCACGUCUGAUUGCAAACAUACUCAUCAUUUUUAUUUUGUCUGCCCGUUUGUUGAUAAAUGAACAACAAUGAGCUCUAAAGCAAAGCUUGCAAUCUAAUGCGGAAGUCCACCAGCUGAUAUGUCAUCUAUAGGUCUAAAUGUGCCUGUUAUUGUUUAACUGAUGCUAAAUUUUGAAGCAUUGUCCACUCGAAUCCAGUCAACGGUAUAACACAAACCAUACCGCUGCUGUACUUGGGUGUGGGUCCACGUUCGAGGAACAUAUCGAUAUAGCAACCUGGAACCUCUAUUAAUUUCAUAUUCAAGAUUGGUUCAGGGCGAUCCAACAAGACCUGACACUUUGUUCAGUCGACUCGCCACGAUACGAAAGCACGGACGCAGUUGCAACUUGAGGAUAAGUGACGAGUCAAAGACGCUCAAAGCAACCAUGCUACAACUUGUUAGACACUAGUAACUCCUAAGUUCAAACUUCAGAGAGGGCUGUGUGGCCUGUCCAAAGGUGAUUUAAAAACACAUUUUCGUCAAAAGUACUUUCACAUUUCACCAUGCAGUACUUUGGAUAUAUUUCCCGACCACCAUCUUGGAAUUAUUGCUGGUAUAUCACCAUCCUUGGAAUAGCUGCCUUCGGCUUGGUGUCCGGAGUCCCAUCUGAUCCUUGCGCCGUCCGAGACCACAUGGGAACGGAGUUCGUGGUGGGUUUCCUGGAGGCGAUGACGCCCGAUGUCAGUCCACAUAUCUACAUCGUGGGCUCACGACGGAGCACAUCGGUGAGCAUCUAUACCAAACAAGGCAACUACACGCUAAACAUCACCCCUUACAGUCCCGUCCAAUCCUUGGACCUCAUGAACCCUGCCAUCGCUGGGUCAGAAGCUAUCGUUGUCAAGGCGGACCAUGAGGUGAGCGUGUACGGCAUCGAUCGAGGUAAUUCCAUGGAUUCCUUUCUGGCUCUACCGAUGGACGCGCUAGGUUACGAAUACUACGUCGUAACGUAUGACAUAGCGGCGCGUAUCCAGCGGGAUCGUCGUGGCUCUCAGUUCAUGGUGAUCAGUACCGACCAUAAUACCCGUGUAAGGAUACACUUCAAACCGAACAACUACUGUCUCUGCAAUGAGCAGAUUGUUUAUUCGGGCACAGAAGUAACACUAGACAAGCUCGAAACGCUCCACUGCCUUGAUCGAGAUUACGACCUGACUGGUACGCAUAUCGUCGCCGACAAACCGAUUGCCGUCUUGUCGGGAAACAAGUGUGCCAAUGUGCCGAAGAACAACCGUUACUGCGAUCACCUAGUCGAGCAGCUUCCACCAGUCAGCAGCUGGGAGAAGGAGUUCAUCACGUCACCGUUGAAGGGAAGGUCGCAUGGGGAUCGCUUUCGGGUGAUUGCUGCGAGGAACUUGACGGUUGUGAGGACGACGACUACCGAUUCUUCCUUUAUCCUCAACGCAGGAGAGUUUAAGGAGCUGGACGUGGGAUCGAAUUCCAGUACCGCUAUUGUUGCUAACAGCCCUAUCCUUGUGAUGCAGUAUAGUAAAGGCGGAAAUGUCGACGGGACAGGAGCCGACCCCUUCAUGAUGCUCGUCCCUGGGAUCGCCCAGUUUGUCAGCGAGGCUCUUAUACCUUCUAUCUCGGUCGCAAUCGGUCCUGAACUCACCAACAAUAUCAACAUCGUCAUCGACUGCAAUGCCAAAUCAAAUCUCUUUCAUGGUAUAUUUCAUUUUCCAGAGGAUAACUUUUACAAUGCGUCUCAUGCAACAGAGGAGAUGCUGAAACGGAAAUUUUGUAUCGCGCAACACAGUCUUGUCCAUAAUCCCGGAUUGUACUUCUUGGAAGACAAAUACAGCGGGUACAAUUCCUUUUCAGUUCUGGUGUACGGGUAUUCAUCAGGCUCGGGCAACGAAGCAUACGGGAUGCCAGCUGGAAUGGUUCUCCGUAACAACUCCUGUGUCCGUCGAACUCCUGCGAGAUUAACCUCAACCGUUCCGCCUGGGGUAAUGUGUUCCACUGUAGGGCCACCGAUGCAACAAAUAUCAAGAUCAGAUCAAAGUUCAGACGGGGUUCGUAACAUCAUUGAUGAUCAUACUGUAUCAGGUGUUCAGACGGAACCGACAACUGGACAUAACUUGAAAUCUCCUACGCGAGGAGGUAAUUACCUUACUGUUGCCAUUAUCAUUGGAAUGUUUUCUUGUGUUAUCAUUAUCAUUUUAGCCAUUUACGUGUGUUUCCUUAAAAGGAAGAUUCGGCGCCUGGAGGCAGAACGGAAGACCAUUAGUCAGCUUCAACUAAGUUCCAUGCUGGUAGGUCCAGAUGGUUACAUUGAUCUUGAUGGAUCGCAGAUAUCACAACGUGAGUACAUGACGCUUAACAACACCGACGGCGUGUGGCGCGUCGGGAAAGUACGACGCGUUGACCGUGCGAUGUUUCGCAGCCUCAGUGCGACGAACGGAAAGUCAACGUCUGCCGCAAACCGAUGCAAUGGUCAGUCCGGGAAUGGGGAGGGUAGUUUUCGGGACAGACGGCUGACAUCGAGUGAAUCGGCGCCACAAGACAUCACUGCCACCAAUGGCAUUCGCAGACAACCCAGUAUAAGCGAAUCGUGUGGCGGCAUGAGCCAGGCGAAUGGUUCAACGGCGGCUCUUAUAUCUAUCAGUCGCCAUGGGAGUAUCAGCGAAGAGCCUAAUGUAGAUUCUUUACCGAUGCUACGUCCACUGGGAACCAGUCGCGCUGGUACCAAGCACACCAGCAUUCAUAUAGACUCUGAUAUUAACCCAGACCUGAUACCGUCAAGACGCCAGCGGAAACACCUGUGGCGCAGUGUGAGCAACCCGGGCGUCAAUCCCUUCUCGGGUGCCCAUGGUGAUUUGAAGGUAUAUUACGAAGUGCCAAAGAACAACAGGCCCUUGACUACGGGCAAUGUCAGCAGUAACAGCAGUACUUCCCAGCACUACGACCGUCCGAGGCGGCAAAGGACUAACAGCGAGGAAAUCUCGCCAGCAGCUAGCAUUUUCUUGACCCAUUUUCCGAAUUCUUUGUCAUCGAGACAGGACGAUGGAUACAUGAGCAUGAAAGACCCUCGUGCAUCGGUAUCAAGUCAGGCCAGUGGGUCACAGGCAGGGGACAUCUCGCACGCCUCUGGAUCCACUGCUAACAGUAUGAUGGACAAGGCUUACUCGUCUAUACCUGAUGAAAAUUUCAACAACGCCAAUGACACCGGUGAUACCGACUCAACUGACUAUACAGAGUUGAAUUAAGCAUGAAAUCUUUUAAUUGAUGUGCAUUAAGAAGGCCGCUGGAAAAAGAAACAACUAUGGUUAUCAUACGGCUUUGUCAAAUUGUACUACUUAGAAUGUCCUUCCUUAAUAUACUUCGCUCCCCGUAUCACUCUGAUAAAAACGUAGCUACGAUUAUAUUGAAUUUUUUAGAUGUGUUAGAUCAACGUGCAAACUAGGAAAUCAGUGCAUGACGUAACAUCAUCUAGAAUGAAGCUCCCCAAGAACCCUAGAGCAUUUGUAAUAUCAGCUUCAACUUGCCACCAGUUUAUAUUCGAACCGUGUUCGUUGAUUAAUAACUGAUUGCAUGUCAGAAUCAGUUAUUUCAGUGUUCAUUAAGUAUUAAACCUAAGCUCAGCAUUAGGAUGUUUAGGAUAACAUCUAUACAAUUUUAUUUCAGCUAGGACCGUUUAAUUUUAUGCAAUUUUACAGUCAACUGACUUGAUGAUUGUAUCGAAAUAUGUAAAUUGCCUGUUUGUUUUUUGCUAUAAUAUUAUGAUAGUACAACCUACUUAGAAAGCCCAACGUAAGGGUUUACACAAUGCUGCAAAUCACUUGUUCGUAAUAGUUGUAUGUAGUUGUAUGAACGAAGCUGUAGAUACAAUGCAGGUUAUGUGACUGGUGCAAUCAUUUAUUUCUUUCAUAUAUCACGUCUACUUCCAAAGUUGGCGAAGAGAAUUAUUAUUAUUAUUAUUAUUAUUAUUAUUAUUAUUAUUAUUAUUAUUAAUCGGUCACAUCGCACUUUUGCAAUAUAUUUAUGGAAGUUACUCGUAUAAUAAUUGUUUUGUGUUUUUUAUUCUAUAGAAAAUGGUU